CUGACGCAUAUCCGGACUCCGAAUCCCUCCCACUCUUACCCACCGUCCGCAGAGAAACGGUAAAGCUGAUGCUGAUCUCCAUCUUUGGUAAUUCGACAUGUCGUUCUGCUCUCAUUUCCUCUUGCUCUUUCUGUUGCCUUCACUGGGAUCUUCAGAGAAACAGAAAGUAGUAAUUGGGACCAUUGGUUCAUCGGUUUUCCUGGAUCCUGAACACCAAGGUGAUCUCAGCAGGAGUGAAAUUUUAUGGACCUUCACCAGUAGCAACAAAAGCCCUGCUAUUAUUCUGGAUUACAUUCCAGGUAAACCUGUGGAGGAACCAAAUAAACAAUUCGGAUCCCGUUUACAGUUUAAUGCUUCUACUGGCUGUCUGCUGGUAGACAGGAUAAAACCUGAGGAUCAAGGUGUUUAUCAUUUUGAGGGAGAUGAGAGAACAACUACAAUAGAAUUGCUUCUCUACUAUAAGCUGUCGAAGACUUUGAUAAGGAGCUACAGUGCCCCUGGUUACACCAUCCAACUCACCUGUGACGCUAAAGGACAUCCUCAGAAAUAUAAAUGGGAGAGAAACGGAGGGGAAAUCUCUCAGCGUCACUGGCUAAUUAAUGAAAACAGAAGCCUCAUCAUCUUGACUGACUUGACAGGUGAAUGUGGAACGUACACUUGUGUUGCCUCCAACCCUGUCAGCUCUGCCCAGGCAGAUUUUACCUUAAAUCCCCCAGGUGCUUCUGGUGAAGAGUCUAUCAUUAUUAUUGCAUCAAUCACAGGACUGGUAUCAUCUUUGGUAUCUCACAGUGGAUUCUUGGUUCUGUCACGGUUGGAGAAGAAUUCAAACCGAGUGUUUCAGAGCCUCAUUAUUUGCAACAUUUUGUCUGUUGUUGCUACCUUCAUUGCCCUCAUCUCCUGGAUUGCGAUUAAAGGUGCUGCCUUUAUAUCUAUUGUUGCAUUAUGCACUGUCUCUGCCCUGUUUUUGGCCAUAAUUACACCAAAUGUUAUUCUGAAAUUUGGCUGUUCCUUUAAUGGGAAAUUCCAAAGAACAAAAGAUUCUCAACCUUUCAUUGCCUCGAGUGGUUUCAUCAUAAUGCCCAUUUCAAUCACUGUCCUAAAGGAAGAGAUUCAGCAAAACAAUCAAAGUUGUCACACCAGCAUCUUAGCAUGGAGCAUACCGAUUGCAUUAUUGGUCAGCUGUGUUAUCAUAACAUCUGUGUUCCUUGCAAUAUAUCGCUGUAAAUACGAUAGAAAUCAAAAUGCAAGCAUUGAAGUAAGACAGCAGGAUAAUGAAGACUUGUAAGAUUUCAGUAUUAUUGACAUGGAGCUGGGUGUUACAGCUGAUUCACUUCAGGCUCUUUAAAAUGGAUAUACUGGGUAUCAAUUUUGGAACUGAGUACCAGUGGAAAAACUUUUUCCGUCAAUAGGGCAAAUACACGUCUUCAUUCCUAUGGAAUGGCACUGUUAUUUGAAACAUAUUGUUACAGCCCUUUGUAUGAUUUCAGUACUUUUUUUACUUUCAAAGCCCUGUUAGGAUACAUUACUUGGUGUGUGAUAUAAGAAGCACCCUCACCAAACUAAGAGUAUCUGACCAGAGAAUCAAUCUUGAAAUGGUGUGGAGGUUUUUUCACAUUGUGUUAGAGUUUGAUGUGAACAGAACAUCAAUGGAGCAGUAAUUGUAGGACUUGCACUUGACUACUGCCAUUUGGUGGACCUGAGGACUGAAGGCAAUACAGAGUCUGUUACGAACGUGCCACAACUCUGAGGGGCCGAAGGGUACAAAGUAGCCCUCUCCUUUUUGAGAAUCGCAAGAUCACUAUUAAUUCAGGUCUGGGGACCCAGGAAAUGAGAGAGAAUCCUCAUGGGUUUGGAAUGUGUGUCCUGCCCUCAGCGAGACAAAGCCACGGAUACCGGCCAUUGUCACUUGGAGACGGAAUUGUGUAUUGAGUACUGUACUAUUCAUUGAAGCCCCUCAGGGGAUGACCAGAGUGGGCUGGUUGAGGGAUUGCAUCAUCCCAACCUGAUUGACAUCUGAGACCCCGUGAGUAAGGAUAAAAGAGGGUUUGGAGAACAACCCCUUUAGACGCACCAGGAGAGACGCUGGAAGUCCCGUGACAGCGUUUGGUAGCGACAGCCGGUGGGAGGCUCGCGUGCGUCCUUUCCCGGGAUUGGGGGCCUUACCACGGAAGAACAGCUUUAGCUACUAGGAGAAACCACCACCAACGGAACUCUGGAAGGAUCGACAUCAUAAAAAGGAAAAGCUGGCAAGUUCUAAAAAUCUGUAUUUUGACUCCAACCAAAGACUGCAGCCUGAAUGAACUUGAGUGACUUUUAUAUUUCCAUCGGACAAUACAUUAUCCCCUAGACAAUGAUAGAGCUUAUUUCUUAUUGAUUAUUAUUAUUAUUUUCUCAAUCUUUUUAUUAUUAUUAAUAAUGUGGACAAAAUACAAAUGAUAUAUUAAGAAAAAUAUUACAAACAUACAAAUUCCAUUACAGAUGAAAAAAGACAUAAACAAUAGUUACAGUAUAAAUGGGUUUACCAAGACAUAAACCAUACAGUAUAUGUAUGAACAUGGUAAGUCUAGAUAUUUCAUAAUAUAUGAUAUAAAAAAACAGAAAAAAGAAAAAAAAUAUAUAAUGCAAAAUUAACUAAUGUAUUAAUCUAAUGACUAAUAAAGAAGAAAAAAGAAGCAAAGAAAAGAAGAAAAAAAGAUUAUUGUUGAUUAUUAUGCCUGCACUUUUAGAGUUAGUAUUGACAACGUAUAUUAUCUGUAUGUUUGCAUUGAUAUUAUUUUUGUGUAUUUUUACCAAAAAAUACUGUUUAAAAAUAGUACUAUCAGACUUCAAUGGACCUCUCUAUCUUUGCUGGUAAGUGACCCAGUUACGGGGUUCGUAACAAGUCUAUAGAUGCCAGAAUCUGGAGCAAAAGAAGUAAACAGCUUGACAAACUCAGAGCAACAAGCAGAAUCUGUGGAGGCAAUGCAGCAGCCGGAAUUUCAGAUUAAGAUCCUGCAUCAGGGCUGAGAGUGUUGACUGAGAAAUAGUUGCUGUUUCAGAAGGCUUGUGCAUGGUAGUUGAUAACAAAUAAUGGAUGGAAAAGGUAAUAAGGGAAGGGGGGAAAAAACAAAUGUAUUAGUGGGGUGUAAAUGACCUGAAAUUAGAAAAUUCCAUACUUGUACCAAAUAAAUUACCCAAGGGGAGUAGGAAAUGUUUUUAUUGGAUUACAGUACUGAUUGGUGUUUUCUUGAGUCUCUUUGUUUUUUGUGUACAGUAUAGUUUUAGUUUUCAUUACUUAUUUGUUUGUAUGACCACUUGUAAUAUUUCAGAUUAUGUUGCAGCAUAAAGGAAGAGCAUGAGUUUAA
Messenger RNA from Hypanus sabinus (Atlantic stingray), 3344 nucleotides. Its product is annotated as HEPACAM family member 2-like. The transcript is spliced from 10 exons. Bases 98 to 1285 code for a protein of 395 amino acids. The record is from RefSeq and is a predicted model, not a curated record. Lineage: Eukaryota; Metazoa; Chordata; Chondrichthyes; Myliobatiformes; Dasyatidae.